Zingiber officinale is the source of this 1925-nucleotide messenger RNA. RefSeq names its product O-fucosyltransferase 20-like. NCBI's taxonomy places the organism in Eukaryota, Viridiplantae, Streptophyta, Magnoliopsida, Zingiberales, Zingiberaceae. Bases 149 to 1747 code for a protein of 532 amino acids. Gene Ontology annotation, cellular component: cytoplasm. The record is from RefSeq and is a predicted model, not a curated record. The transcript is spliced from 4 exons.
UAAUCGCAUCGUCGCCGAUUCCUCGUGGUUCCCGCCGUACUAUUAAAAACAAAAAAGUGUUUUCUUUCCGUUUGCUGUGUUAAACUGUUGAUUCAACUCCAAAGCAAGACAGCUCCGGUGAAGAAGAAGAAGAAGGAGAGCAGCAGAGAUGGCGACGAGGACGAAGGGGAGGCGGAUGGCGUACAUCACGGUGCCUUCGGCGAUCCUCCACUCCCUCUCCUCCGCCUCGCUCCUCCUCUCCCCGCCAAACAAGGCUUCUUCCCGCCCCGGCUGCCGCCGCCGCCUCCUCAGCCUCCCCCGCUGCCCGCUCCUACUCCUCCUUUUCUUCUUCCUCGUCGCUGCCCUUGGAACGUUUCGCGCAGGCCUCCAUCUCCACCCCAUCCUCCCCUGCCCCCACCUCCCCCGCCGCCGCCCCCUCUCCUCCUCGCCCUCCGCGGCGGCGCUCGCGGUGGACUCCAAAGUCGAUUUCUGGCGGCAGCCGGACGGGAUGGGGUACGUCCCCUGCCUCGACUUCAGCGAGGAGUACCGGGCGAAGGGCGAGGCGGCGGCGCGGUCAGGGCGACGGAAGAAGUAUCUCCUAGUCGUCGUCUCCGGCGGCCUUAACCAACAGCGCAACCAGAUCAUCGACGCCGUUGUAAUCGCUCGGAUCCUCGGCGCCUCCCUCGUCGUUCCGGUGCUCCAGGUCAACGUCAUCUGGAGCGACGAAAGUGAGUUUGGCGAUGUGUUUGAUCUGGAACAUUUCAAGAGAGUUCUUGCGGGCGACGUCAAGGUGGUGUCCUCGCUGCCGUCGACACACAUCAUGACCAGACCGGUGCAGGACAAGCAAAUGCCUCUUCAAACUUCCCCUGAUUGGAUUCGAUCGAGAUACAUGAAAAAACUAAACAGAGAAGGUGUUCUUCUGCUGAGAGGCUUGGAUUCCAGGCUCUCCAAGGACCUUCCAUCCGAUCUCCAAAAGCUUCGUUGCAAGGUCGCAUUUCAUGCUCUGAGAUUUGCAGCUCCAAUCCAAGAGCUGGGGAACGAAUUGGCGGCGAGGAUGAGAAGCCACGGCCCGUACCUGGCGCUUCACCUGCGCAUGGAGAAGGACGUGUGGGUGCGCACUGGAUGCCUCCCUGGCCUCAGCCCCGCCGCCGACGCCGCCAUCCAGAAAGAGAGAAAACUCCAUCCCAAGCUCCUCACCGGCCGCUCCAAUAUGACCUACAGCGAGCGUAAGCUCGCCGGCCUUUGCCCCUUGAACGCCGUCGAAGUCACCCGAUUGCUCAAGGCGCUGGAAGCCCCACGGGACGCGAGAAUCUACUGGGCCGGCGGCGAGCCGUUCGGCGGGCGAGAAGCCCUGCUCCCGCUCACCAGAGACUUCCCCAACUUGUUCAACAAGGUCGACCUGGCCUUGGUCGGCGAAUUGGAACCCUUCGCCAACAAGUCCUCCGUGCUCGCCGCCGUCGACUACAUGGUAUGCGAACAGAGCGACGUGUUCUUGCCGUCCCACGGCGGGAACAUGGGCCACCUCAUGCGCGGCCACCGCGCGUACGCCGGACACAGGAAGUACAUCACGCCCAACAAGCGGCAGAUGAUUCCCUACUUCAUGGACGCGGCGCUGCGGGAGGAGGAGUUCAACCGGAUCGUGAAGGAACUGCACCGCGGAUCGAUGGGACAGCCGGAGAUGAGAACGGACAAAGCCGACAAGGAUGUGACGGCUUACCCGGCGCCGGAGUGCAUGUGCAACGGCACGAGCACGAGGGCGAUACAGUGAAGAUUUUGGCAGAAUGAUUAUGCAUCACACAAAUUUUGAGACAAGGAUUUACUACUAAAUUUGUUCCUUCAUCUCUGUUCAUAAACCAUAUUCUUCUUCUUCCCUAGAAUUUGAUACAAAAUUGUAGGAUUGAGCAUUCCUGCUUCGAUACACUUUGAAUCUAUUGUUGAUUAAUUAA